CUCUCUCUUCUAAACUUGUAAAAACCAUUACAUAAACAAAGGCAAUCGUGUCUCUUUCUCUCUCUCUCUCUCUCUGCAUAAUCCAAUUCGCGAAGAUCAAGAAGAGUUUCGAGUUAUAAGCCGUUGAUACAUACCUUUUUAAUGGAAGAACAGUUCAUACUUAGGGUUCCACCGUCUGUUUCGGAGCGAAUUGAUAGGCUUUUGAGCGAGGAGGCUUCUACUUCCGACGAGAUCCCUUUGGAUUUGUGUUUCUCAGAGGAUGGGAGAAGCGGGACGUUUAUGAUUGGAAACGAAGAGUUCCCUGCUUCUUUGCUUGAUCUUCCUGCUGUUGUUGAGUCUUUUAAAACUUAUGAUGAUUGUGCAUUAGUCAAAACUGCUGAUAUUGGUCAGAUGAUCAUGGUUAGGGAGCCGGGUGAUCCCGCACCUAAUACAGUUGAAUACAGACAUGGUUUAACUCCUCCAAUGAAAGAUGCUCGAAAGAGAAGAUUUCGUCGAGAGCCUGACCUUAAUCCGGAGCUUGUACAGCGGGUUGAGAGAGACUUGUUGAAUAUCUUGAGUGGCGGAACCAUAGAAAAUGUAAAUGAGCAAGAAGAAGCAGCUGCGAACGAGAAUGCUCCUAAUGAAACUAAUAAAGUAUCUUCUUCACCUACACCUGUUGAAAAGCCUGAAGCUCCUGAGACAGGCACUAGUAGUAACCCAGCAGAAGCUGAGCCGGAGAGAAGUGAAUCAGAAGAUUCUGAUGAUUCAAUGUGAAUUCAUUAUGUAUAUAAUCACACUUGAUGAAUACUAGAAAAAUCUACAAGGUUUAAGAAAGAUGCAUGUCACAGAAACAUGUCCCCUUACAGUUCAUUUCUUUUUUAUAAAAGUGCCAUUGUACCAAAACGAAAGAUGAUGAAUGAGUUGUUUGGAUACU
Messenger RNA from Camelina sativa (false flax), 913 nucleotides. RefSeq names its product transcription initiation factor TFIID subunit 7. Lineage: Eukaryota; Viridiplantae; Streptophyta; Magnoliopsida; Brassicales; Brassicaceae. Gene Ontology annotation, molecular function: RNA polymerase II general transcription initiation factor activity. Gene Ontology annotation, biological process: transcription initiation at RNA polymerase II promoter; RNA polymerase II preinitiation complex assembly. Gene Ontology annotation, cellular component: transcription factor TFIID complex. The record is from RefSeq and is a predicted model, not a curated record.